GUCCGUGUGGAAGGCUUCAACUACGUGGGCAUGGGCAACUCCACGAACAAGAAGGAUGCGCAGAGCAACGCUGCUCGGGACUUCAUCAACUACUUGAUCAGGGUGAAUGAAAUGAAGAAGGAUGAAGUUCCUGCUUUUGGACCAUCUGUGGGGGACACCCCUGAUGGGGGACAGGAAGCAGCAAGAGAUGUCUCUGGUUCCAGUUCAACUCUGGGGGGACCUCUUCCUCCACAUUUGCUUAUAAAGUCUGAAGUAGGUGCAGCACCUGGAAACUGUGGCACUCCUGGAGCUCAGUGGGAUCGAGGUGCAAAUCUGCAAGAUCACUAUUCAAGGAAAGAGGACCAAGAGGCACAGGAGACCCCAGAGUCAGAAGUGGAUUUAAAUGCUGACCUUCACGGGGGUUGGACCUUGGAAAAUGCCAAGGCACGUCUGAACCAGUUUUUCCAAAAGGAGAAGAUCCAGGAGGAAUAUAAAUACACUGAAAUGGGGCCUGACCACAACAGGAGCUUUAUUGCAGAAAUGAACAUCUAUUUGAAGCAACUGUGUAGAAGGAUUUCCAGCCGUGAGCAUGGAUCAAACAAAAAGCUGGCAGCACAGGCCUGUGCCCUCUCCCUGGUCAGACAGCUCUACCACCUGGGGGUCAUCGAGCCUUACUCUGGGCAGACCAAGAAGAAAGGAGAGUCGCUGGAGCCCUAUGAGGUGUCCCUGUCUCCUGAGUUAGAGAACCAGCUGCAGAAGACUGUGCGGGACCUGUCCCUGGAGAUUGUGCCUCCGCCUGAAGAUCCCAACGAUCCAGUGCUGAUCAGUGUUGGAAAGUUGGCCCAUUUCGAACCGUCGCAGAAACAAAAUCAUACAGGAGUUGUUCCCUGGUCACCUCCUCAUUCCAACUGGAACCCUUGGACUGGCUGCAAUAUUGAUGAGGGUCCUCUGGCAAAUCUCACUCCAGAGCAAAUAAGCAUGGACCUGAAAAGUGAGUUCCUGUACCGUCUGGAGCAGGAUGAGGAGCUGAGGAGGAUCCAAGAAGAGAGAGAUGCCUUACCUGUGAAGAAUUUUGAAGAUGAAAUUCUGAAUGCAGUCCAUCACAAUUCUGUUGUUGUCAUCCGUGGUGCCACUGGCUGUGGCAAAACCACCCAAGUGCCCCAGUACAUCCUGGAUGAAUACAUCAAAACCAACAGAGCUGCUGAGUGCAACAUAGUGGUGACACAGCCCCGUCGGAUCAGCGCGGUGUCCGUGGCGGAGAGAGUGUCCUACGAGAGGGGAGAGGAGCCUGGGCAGAGCUGUGGGUACAGCGUGCGCUUCGAGUCGGUGCUGCCUCGGCCCCACGCCAGCAUCAUGUUCUGCACUGUGGGUGUUCUUCUGCGAAAGGUGGAGACUGGGAUCCGUGGCAUUAGCCAUGUCAUUGUGGAUGAGAUCCACGAGAGGGACAUUAAUACUGACUUCCUUCUGGUGGUGCUGAGGGAUGUCAUUCAGGCAUAUCCUGAGAUCAGGGUUAUCCUCAUGUCUGCCACCAUCGACACCACUAUGUUCUAUGAAUACUUCUUCAACUGUCCCAUCAUCGAGGUCUAUGGGAGGACCUUUCCUGUCCAGGAUUAUUUCCUGGAAGAUUGCAUUCAGAUGACUCAUUUUGUUCCUCCACCAAAGGAGAGGAAGAAGAAAGAUAAGGACGAAGAAAGUGCUGAAGAUGAGGAUACCAAUUGCAACCUUAUUUGCAGCGAUGAAUACGGCCCAGAAACAAAGCACUCCAUGGCUCAGCUGAGCGAGAGAGAAACUUCUUUUGAGCUCAUUGAGGCCCUGCUGGUUUACAUCAAGACUCUGAAUGUCCCAGGAGCUGUCCUUGUGUUCUUGCCUGGCUGGAACUUGAUCUAUACAAUGCAGAAGCAUCUAGAAAUGAAUCCACGCUUUGGAGGUCAGCAGUACAGGAUUUUACCUCUGCAUUCCCAAAUCCCUCUGGAGGAGCAGCGCCGAGUGUUUGAUCCCGUGCCUGCCGGAGUCACCAAGGUCAUUCUGUCCACGAGCAUCGCCGAGACCAGCAUCACCAUCAACGACGUCGUCUUCGUCAUCGACUCCUGCAAGCAAAAAGUGAAGCUGUUCACUGCACAUAACAACAUGACCAACUAUGCCACGGUGUGGGCAUCCAAAACCAACCUGGAGCAGCGGAAGGGCCGCGCCGGGCGCGUGCGCGCCGGGUUCUGCUUCCACCUGUGCAGCAGAGCUCGCUUUGAGAGGCUGCAGACUCACAUGACACCCGAGAUGUUCCGGACACCACUCCAUGAGAUUGCUCUGAGCAUCAAACUGCUGCGGCUGGGAGGGAUCGGGCAGUUCCUGGCCAAGGCCAUCGAGCCUCCUCCCCUGGACGCCGUGAUCGAGGCGGAACGCACGCUCAAAG
Acanthisitta chloris (rifleman) is the source of this 2386-nucleotide messenger RNA. RefSeq names its product DEAH (Asp-Glu-Ala-His) box helicase 9 (gene DHX9). NCBI's taxonomy places the organism in Eukaryota, Metazoa, Chordata, Aves, Passeriformes, Acanthisittidae. The record is from RefSeq and is a predicted model, not a curated record. Gene Ontology annotation, molecular function: 3'-5' DNA/RNA helicase activity; double-stranded RNA binding; ATP binding. The annotation marks the transcript as partial. The transcript is spliced from 19 exons. Gene Ontology annotation, cellular component: nucleolus; intracellular anatomical structure; ribonucleoprotein complex. Gene Ontology annotation, biological process: positive regulation of transcription by RNA polymerase II; regulation of mRNA processing.